AAGGCAGCUAAUUUAACGUUCUGUCUGACUUACUAUUCAAAAAAUACUUAUUUAGGAAUAAACUGUGGAAGCGGACACCAUUAGAAGAAGUGGGUGGUAAACAAUGUCCAAAAGUGAACUGACUGUUGGUAAUUUACUUCCGGCAUCAGUGUGUGAGCAGCUAUUUGGGUUCCUCUGUUGUUUCGGCGUGCUGAAGUGGGAGAGAUGUGGCUGAAUCCGGCCGAGGUUUCUCUGAAAACAGCGCUUAACCUGUGGAUCACAGAGAAGUCUAACGAUUAUUUUCUCCUGCAGCGGAGGAGGGGGCAUGGAGAUACCGGGGGCAAAAUCACUGGUAUGUUGGUGGGAGCAUUGGAUACUGUAUUGGACUCAACUGCUCGAGUUGCUCCCUUCCGAAUCCUUCUGCAAGUGCCGGGUUCACAGGUCAGCUGGAUCAUUGCUAGUGGAGCCAUGUCUGAAGAAGUUCAGAAACACUGGAAAUGGCUGGAUCAGAACUUGUUGCCAUACAUGUCUGUGUUCGAGAACAAACAGGAUGCAGCGAUCUUUGUGAAGGGCAAAGUCAAGGGCCUAAUUGCAGAGGAAGUGCUAGUUGGCCAGGCGGCACAGGAAGAUGACCCUACACGAUUCCGUGAGGCGAUGGUGCGAUUCGAGCAGCGAUUUGGCCUUCCAUCAAGAGAGAAAUUGGUGGCUCAUUACUCCUGCUGCUGCUGGAAAGGACGAGUACCACGCCAGGGCUGGCUCUACCUUUCCACUAAUCACCUGGCUUUCUACUCAUUCCUGCUUGGAAAAGAGGUGAAACUACUGAUCCCGUGGGCAGACGUCACGUCUCUGGAGCGUGCAACAUUCGGCCUCAUAAACGACGCGAUCCGGGUUCGAACUCGCCAAAAACAGCGAGAAUUCUCUAUGUUUCUUGAUGCAGACGAAGUGAUGACCGUGUUGACUCAGCUAGCCGAUAUGGCCUUACGAAGGCUGUUUGAUAACGCCCCUAAAGAACCAGAUGCCAGUAUUACCAAAAGAGCACUGGAGCAGCAGGCUCUGCGCCAGUAUGUGCUCUCUCUCUUUGGCCUGCCACGUUCAGAGAUACUGCAGGAAGUGAUGCGAUGCUCAGCAUGGACGCCUCACGCCCGGUGUCACACAGCAGGAAAUCUCUAUGUUAUUGAAAACUACAUAGCAUUCAACAGCCUUCAUGAGGGACAGUGCAUCCUUCUUAUACCACUUGCAGAGGUGCAGUCCAUUGAGAAAGCAGAAAGCACAGGCGCACUCCCAAACCCAGUCAUCAUCAGCGUGCGCUCAAAACGAGCGUUCCAGCUGAUUGAAGUGACACAUCGCGAUCAGCUUGUGGACAGUCUGAAUUCCCGCCUACGUGUCCUGCACUGGCAAAGUCAGCAGAAAAAAACCCUGAUUUCCCCCUCUCCAUAUUACACCUUCUGCUAUGAUACAGAGGACACACUCCAGCCCAUAGUUCUCGAGGAAGCGCUGAUCACCACAUUCCAGACCAGCCAAUCAGAAUCUUCUGAGCACAGGCGCCUGUGGGAUGAGCACUUUGAAGAGUUUGGUCGUGGUGUACAUAUGUUCCGCACUGAGGCAACUAGAAAGCUGGUGGCUGCUGGAAUCCCAAAAUCUUUACGUGGAGAGAUGUGGCUUACCUUUUCAGACACUUACUCAUCUUUGAACACUCACCCUCAUUAUUACUCCAAUCUGCUGGAAAGAAGAACAAACGAGCACACAAGUGAUGAGAUCGAGAGGGACCUUCGGCGCUCGCUACCCGAACAUGCGGCAUUCCAGAGCGAAACGGGUAUUUCUGCACUGCGGCGUGUCCUGAAUGCCUACGCCCUCCGCAACCCGGGUAUUGGCUACUGCCAGUCUAUGAACAUCCUAGCAUCAGUGUUGCUGCUCUACACUCGAGAAGAAGAAGCUUUUUGGUUGCUGGUAACAGUGUGUGAAAGAAUGCUGCCUGAUUAUUUCAACCUCAGAGUCAUUGGUGCUCAGGUGGACCGCUCUGUGUUUGAGGAGCUAAUUCGUGAGCGAUUGCCACACCUAGCCGAACGUGUUCCAGAUCUUUCGUCCCUCUCCUCGCUCUCGCUCUCCUGGUUCCUGGCUCUGUUCCUCAGUGUGGUACCAUUCUGUAGCGGCCUGCGCAUCCUCGAUUGUUUCUUCUUCCACGGUGUUAAAGUCAUUUUUCAGCUCGGACUUGCUGUGCUUGAUGCUAACGUUGAUGAAAUUUGCGCCAGCACUGAUGAUGGUCAAGCUUUGAUGACUCUUACUAGUUUCCUUGAGCAGGUCAGAGACGAUGAUGAAAUGUGUGGUUGUACUGAGGAGACGGGGCCUGCGGGACACACUCACAUCAGCACUUUAAUUAACGAUGCAUAUGAGAAAUUUGGAGAUCUGACAGUGAAGCAGCUGGAGAAGAUGAGAUCCAGGCACAGAAUUCAAGUUCUUCAGUCCCAUGAGGACACCAACAAAGAAAACGCUCUUCGGCUCUUAUCAGCCAACGUUUCUCUCUCCCAGGAGAUUCUGUCAGAUCUUUAUGACCUUUUUAAGACAGAGCAUUUCGUUAACCUGUACUGGGGAGAUGAAGCGUGUUCUGCCCCCACUGUAAAAUACCAAGUGGAUCGAGCCCAGUUUAAGAGUCUGUACCAGUUGUUAAUGCCCUGGCAGUGUGGAUCACAUGCAGAUACAAUGGCACAAAGAACGUUCAACCUGCUGGACCAAGACGGGCAAAACCGCAUCACAUUUAGCCAGUUUGCCCAGUGGAUCGACACGCUGUACUGUGAAGAUUUGAACGAAAGGAUCAGACUGCUUUAUCGUCUUCACAUUCCACCUGCACUGACUGAGAAUGAAGAUAAUCCCUCUCCUGUGAAAAGCCCCAUCCUUUCUACUACCAGACCUCUUUAUGUGAACCUGCCAAAUGGGGAGAGAAAAAGCUAUGAGGAGCAGCUGAAACAGAUGCUUAAGGAUUUAGCCAAAGAGAAAGACAAAGGUCUGGAGAAACCCCUUCCUCCAAUGAAACAGCGGGAGUUUGUCCAGUUUUGCAAGACACUGUGCAGCAUGUUUUACGGCCACCCUGGUGAAAACGAACUCUUCCAGGCCAUCGCAAUGGUCACCAGUCUAGUGCUGCAGAUCGGUGAGGCUGGGCACAAGGCAGCAGAGCAAAUAAAAUCUGACCAGGCAACCUCUGGUUCAUCUAUGGAAAAUGUCUCAGAGGCUGAAGGUUCUUGGACGGUGAGUUUUGAGCAGAUACUGGCCUCACUGCUAACUGAGCAAGUGCUGGUUAACUUCCUCGAGACAUCAGAGGAUCUCAGCAUGAAGAUUGCAUCUGCAAAAGAGAAGCAGUACCAGCAACGCUCAGGUCUGCUGAUGAUCCAGCAUGAGAUGAGCUUAGGGUAGGUUCCAGGGCUUCCUACAAAACGAGCUGUAAGACAAACGUGCAAUUUAAAGACGCAAGGGUUUUUGUGUUCUGGGGACACAAGAAAAUGUAUCAAGUCUUGAAAGAUCACAUCUUGGACUAUGCAAAAUUCUCGUAACUUUAGUUGGUCUAAUAACAUCCUUGACUAACAGCGUUGCAUUUCUUGAUCCUGCAUCUCUUAACUUCUAGACUUCCACAAGUUUUAGGCUGUUGCCAGUGUAAAAUAGCUCCUGGACUGACAAAGCCAUGCACAAAGUUUGUGGAUCUUGGUAAACAUCCAUAUAAAAAGGUGCACCCACCACUGCUGAGAUCGCGAUCUCUUUAAGUCUGAAUCUUAUGACAUGAUUGGCUGUGCCUGAGCUGUUUAAAGCUAGAUUUGCAGGGAAUAAUGAAGAUCAGAGAGGGACUUUCUGUAUAUUAAAAUGAUCUUUGUGUGAACCUGUUUCAUGCAGGCGUAGAGAAGUGGUAAGCUACUAUAUACACAUACGUCAUAGGAGGCAUGUUAGAUACAGACCUCCUCGUUCAGUGAAGGAAAUAUACAACUAAAGAUUGCGAGGAAAAGGGUAAAGUACAUAAUAGAAUCUUUAAAAAUCCUAUUAAACCAAGAACUACAUGAAGAUUUAUACCAGCGCUGUCUGGUGUAUGGUCAGUCUUCGAUCAGCUGAUAAUUUAAGAUCUUCAGUCCAUGCUUCUAAGAUAACUUUAAAAGACCAGCGAAUGAGAUCAAGAUAAACUUUUAAUAUUUCUAUCAGAAACAGUCCUGCAGAUUAUCAGAUGGGGCUUUACUGGUGUCAGCUAAGAUCUAGAUCUGCCUACUUGAUUUUUUAAGAUUGAAGGCAGGUGUUUCCUAACAGUCAUUAGUUGAGGUGCAACAGGCUAAACAGUGGCCAAAAGCUGCUCUUGCAGGCCCCACCAAAGCAUUGAUGUAUAAUUUUAAUAUGCUCAAAUUUUAAUUAAUUUAGCUUGCUUUUGGACUUGUGCGAGUAGUAGUUGAGCUGACCGAAAGCAGUCCCUUUGAAGAGCCUUAAUACUGGAUCCUAACGGGUCUGUACUACCUGUCGGUUUUGGACCAUUUAAGGGAAGCUGGACUUCCUUUAGGAAAACAAACCACAGAACCCACAGAGAAGAACUGUCAACUUUCAGAUGUAGCAGCCAUUAAACAAUACCAUCCCUGGUAUAUCGCAGCUCAUAUACAAUGAUUUCAUUUAAUCAGAGUUUGAGAAGGUGACAAUCCUUAUUGUGUAUUCAUGAACGGAUUAGCUAAAUCAAAGUGCCUUAAUCAAUGAACACCACUUCAAUGCUAAUGGUGUUAUUUUGACUGUGAGAAAGUAAUUUUACUUUUAUUUACUGUGAGAAUUUUAGUGUUCAACAUUUAAAAUGAAGUCUUUUGUUAACACCAAGCUACAAUCUUUUAUGUUCUUUGCUGUAGCAUUACCUUGUUUCAAUUAUUUGUGUUAUGUUGCCAAGAAUGAAAAAUGUCUGCACUUUUCAAAAUG
This is a messenger RNA of Trichomycterus rosablanca, 4899 nucleotides long. RefSeq names its product TBC1 domain family member 8. The record is from RefSeq and is a predicted model, not a curated record. Gene Ontology annotation, molecular function: calcium ion binding. The transcript is spliced from 20 exons. NCBI's taxonomy places the organism in Eukaryota, Metazoa, Chordata, Actinopteri, Siluriformes, Trichomycteridae. The coding region runs from base 205 to 3384 and encodes 1059 amino acids.